AAAAAAAAAAAAAGACAACAGACAAGGCGACAGAUGGCGCCACUGGCGCACAUUUAGUAAAUGUCAGCGUGUCAGCGGCAGAGCCCAAAAACGCGCCGAGGGGAGGGACGAUGGUCCCGUUGUGCCCAUCACGGAUGAUUUUUUUUACAUAGCUCCCAGUUGGUGCCCCUUGUACCGCCGUGAAUUUCCCAGCCUCUAUUCGUGAGAAACUCUUGCCCGAAAACGCUUACGGUACGUUUCCGCGUGCACCAGAUCUUCGUCCGCAUUUCUGGUGAAUGCGCAGCAUUAUAUUUUGUCGCAAUUCAUGAAUAUUUAUCGCGUCGGGGUGUGUGUUUGCAGUCGACUCGGAAAGAGUGUCGACGUCCGGGUUCCUCCACCACUGACCCCCUAAAACGAAUCGAAAGAAAAAGAAACGAGUCGCAACGGCGUCAAAACAAGUGGGGGUGCGUCGCUAUCUGUGUUGUACGUCUCGCAUGCGGUGCAGCAGCGCGAACGUUUCGUUUGUGCAGAGCGGAGACUGCUACGCUGCUACUGACUGAUCAUGCUUCUCCGGCGGACUACACAGUAGCGGCGACGCAGAAAGUGGCUCGUCGCUGUGGUCGUGCCCGCGCGACCUCAGCAGCGGCAACGCUCGUGCGUCACGAACUCAUUUCCGCAGGAGGGGGGAGAAAGUAACACAGCGAAAGAAGGGGGUGGGGAAGGGGGAAUUUUGUUUUUCGAAAACAAGAUCGAACCAUGCGACCACGCGACAGACCUUCAAGUGGUGCGAACUUGGCUCGGGGCUGCGACGACUUCGUCGGACUCGGUGGUGUCGGCUGACCUGGAGAACGGAGUAGCACGGCGAUGCUUCUCAGGUGGUGAACGCGGUGAACGUGCGCGGGCGUUCACGGUGGUGCAGUGGGGUGGUGGUGAGUCGCGGAGGUGGGUACGGGGGACGCAGCAUUGGAGAGCCGACGACGCAGGGAACCGCCGCCCCAGGGCUGCUGUACCCUGAGGCUGAUCCGCAGGAUGGGUGCGCUCAUCAGCAGCUUCUUCCAGACGGGGGGCCACCUGCUCUCGUCGGGCACGUCGGAUGCCACGCGCAGGUUGGUGCUCGCGUUGCUCGACGAGAUGCGUAGCAGGGAAAGCACGCACAUCCACUGGUCCGCCAUCGAGAGCUUCAUCGUCCAGAUUCCGAAGGGGGAGAACAUCCUGACGGUGAUGGGUCCAGACAACUACAACCUGCUCCAGCGUGCCAUUGGCUUCAACUGCGUCGAGCUAGUGCGCUGGAUCCUCGGAAGGGGCUGUGACCUCAAUCGCGGAGUGUGCAGCCUUCCCCUCCACAUCGCCGCAUUGCAGGGCAACGAAGAAAUUGUGGAACUUCUCCUCAAGCACGGAGCACGCGUGGAUUCCGAGGCCCGCAUGUGUUUCCCGGGACCCCACAAUCAGGUGUGCGAGCUGUGCAGCUCGGUGGGCGUGGCGUCGACGGACCGCUACUCUGAGCGGCUGCAGUCAGCCGAGUACUAUGCCAUCGAUGGGGACCACUCCGAGAUCCUGGAGCUGCUGUUAGCCCAGGGCGAGGACAGCUGGCUUCCCUGGCAGCAGAAACGGCCAUUGCUGCACCUGGCCUGCGAGCGAGGUGCCUGGAACUGCGUGCGCUUCCUGGUCGCAGAGCGUUCUGAGGAGCUGAACCAGUGCUACGACGAAUACUUCCCCAUCCACCAGGCUGCCUUGCAGGACAAAAAGUUCUUGGAGCUGCUGAUCCAGUGUGGGGCCGAGGUGACCGCCCGUACCACGACCCAGCAGCUGACCGUGCUGCACGUGGUGCUGCUGUUGGGCAAGAAGUCUGCCCAGGAGACCCUGGCCGUGCUGCGAGUGCUCCAGGACCACGGCUGCCGCGAGCUCAUCAACGAGCCGGACAGCUUGGGCAACACACCGCUGCACGUCCUCAUUGUGCGCUAUGCCCUGGAAGAGUCGCGCUACGGCUACCAGGAGCCGCGCCCCUGGACCAAGUGGGACAUGCUGCACCUGGUCCGCUACCUGCUCCAGAGCGGCGCGGGCCCCAGCAUCAACCGGCCAGGGAACAGCGCCCUUGCAUGCGUGCUUCGUCACGUGCGCGACUGGGAGUUCCGCUACGAGCUGUUGGACAUGCUGCUCCAGAGCGGUGGAGACCCCAACUGCGUCGGCCGGGAUGGCUCGGCGCCCCUCAUGGUCUGCCUGGUACCCCUCAUCAACAAAGAUCCCCUGCACUGCCUGUCUCACACCAAGAAGGUCUUCUACCUCAACUCGGUGCGGCUGCUGUGUCGCCACGGCGCAAAGCCCAACUGCAAGACGCGCAGCAACCUGACCCCGAUGCACGUCCUCGUCUUCACGGCGGGCGAGUACAUCACGCUGAACCGGGAGGGGGACAAGCGCAGCGCCUUCGCCUUCAUCCGCCAGCUGCUGACGGUGCUCCUGCAGCACGGGCUGGACCCCAACGCCCGUUUCUCGCAGCGCACCCAGCACAUCCUGCUGGCACUGCUCGACCUGGUGCAGAAUGCGAGGCUGCCCUCGGACUUGGAGCACGUGCAGGCGCUGACUCUGGCGCUGCUCGUGCACGGGGCGGACCCGGACGUGCAGAUUAGCUCGGCCGAACCGGUCAUCUGCCACUCGCAGAGUUCCGUCUUCCUCAAGAAAGCCUGCAAUCAGGUGCUCUACUACUACAUCCAGCUCAUCAUUGGCAAGGAGGAGCUCCUCAACGACCCUGAGGAACGCUUUGCCAGCUUGCUCUGGCUCUACUACGACACCAUGGACCACCGCAAGCUCUACGGCUGCCUCAAGAACUUUGUGGGACAGGCAGCCCUGCUUCCCCCGGCCCGGGCGGCCAACCUCGGGCGCGUCCUCAAGGCCAUGUACAGCCGGCCGCGGUCCCUCAAGCAGAUUGCGCGCGUGGCCAUUCACCAGGCCCUGAACCACCAGGUGGCCAUGUCCGUAGGGAAGCUGGCCCUGCCGGGGCCGUUGCGGGAGUACCUGCUCCUAGAGUGGACGCCCUAGUCAUUCGUCGGUGCCUCCUAAAGGGCGCCCCAGGUGCUCCAACAUGGUGUUCCGGUCGCCGCCGGAACGCCCGUCUGCUGUGGCGGGACGUGGAACCGGCGGUUACUCUAUUCCGUUUCGCCUUACGACGAACUGCGAAGGGCUUUGCGCACUGUCAAAGCCAAUCCAAUGAUGCGCGACUGUCACACGACACGUUUGCAGUGCCGGAUCGGCUGGGAUGGCUUGUAGCGUGCACUGCGGUCCAUCGUAAGGUUUAAAUGGAGUAUACAUAAGAUCGUAGAGUGGUAGCACUUAUUAGCAGGUAUGGCUCGACAGAUGGAUUUCACCUGCCGUUUCGUCGAACCGCCGGCGGAGGAUGGGUGUUUGUGUCGAAGUAGCAUGCACCAACACUGCCCCCCUCGUCGCUUCAAAGAAUGAAGACAACAUUCGUCUAUCCACCUGUGCUCGUCGUCAGUUCUGGAAAAAAAACAAAAAAAAAACAACAGGUUUUGGCCCUAGUUUAGAUACUGCACAAAGUCGUUCUCGAAAGAUUUGGUUGUUGUAGGCAAAUACGAUGCUUUUUGCAUUUGGAAACAAACGACUGAUCUUAAGUGCACCUACAAGUACCUUAAUUUGCCACGUAGAGGGAAAUUAGCAGUGCUCAACAGGAGCCAAACUUUUUGCAUUGCGGUUCUUGACGCAAAAACAAGUACAAUAGCUUUUCGAGGGCUGAACAAGGGGCACCACGUGAAAACUUGCACCUAAAUCCAUACCGUGUUCAAGACUGUCGUAGAAGUUGCAUUUUGAAGUGUAUGAAAAAGUGAAAACGCUGAAUUGUGCCAUGGAAAUAAGACUGGCAAGCUAAAAGAAUUCGUGAUGGAAGCCCAAGGUUUUCUUUGUGAAUGUUAGACGGAGACUGUGAGAUCAAUCCACUAGCACAGAGGUUCGCAAACUUCUUCGAUCUCAAGGAUCUGCUUUCAAUGGAAACCGAAGAACCUCAGUCUUGGCAUUGAUGUAGUAAAGCAGUGCAGAACUCGAGACCUCAUAAACAAUGCAUAUACUAGGAAGUGUGGGGCUCAUAGCUAUGCGUCGAUGGCUGGCUCGGAUCAGCUAACAUAGUGCUUAAACUGGAAACACCUCUUGCCUUGGGGCAGAGGCUGUUAAAGAAAAUUUUGAGCUCGGAAAACCCACGAGGCUGCUCCAGGAAACUCCUGAAUACCUAGGGACUCGGUUUGAGGACACUACCAAAACACUGUUCCGCUGGACCAGCAUGUGACAUGCAGCCAAAACUACAAUAGGUUGUCUGCAUCCCAAAACGGACUGGGGUCUCGAUCUACCCGGCAAGCAGUCGGCAGUAGUGAGGACCAUCCAUAGACCCUAGUUCGAUCUGGUCUUGAUGUGUAAAACAACAGGAGGUGAUCUUCACUGUCCAUUUGUGUCAAACCAUGCUGCGAUUGUUUUGGGAUACCCGUUGGCCGCUGCUCUACCGAGCUCCGUCCUGUGCUAAGCGAGUGCACAUAGCCUUUGGGAAAAGAGUUGGGCUUAAAAAGCGAUCAAGGAAGUGAAGCUUGUACAGUCGAAUCUCGUUAAUUCAAACUCACGGACACUUCAAACUAACAUGCAAGUCUUGUCUUAUUUGUUUCUAGGGAGACAACUCCCGGUAGUUCAAAAUUUGCAUUAUUCAAACAAAGUUUUGGUCCUCCUCAGGUUCAAAUUAACGAGAUUUUACUGUAUUAAAUUGGGGUGGAUAGGGUGCCUUAAUAAUGUGUACAAGUUUGUAGGGCGAUGACAUCGAACAAUUUCGGGCCCCGACAUCUCUCCCGGCUCAUGUUCUUAUAGUUUUGACCUUUGCUAACGUUAGCAUUUGGCUUAACGCUACUUUUCACUAUUUACCCCAUGAUCGCAUGCUGCCGGCUUCGGAUACUACUACAAAGAGCGGCACUCUCCUCAAAAGAGCAUUGAGGAACCUCAAAAGUGGGCUACCCCCGACAAAAUAUAAAAAAUAAAGCUGACAAAUUUUGAUGGCUUUAUUCUGCUCACCUUGUAUGGCAGGGUCGGAACAAUGUGCGAUCACUCAAACAGCCGAGCUGAUGCAGCAAACGUAUGGAAGUUGUGACAUUUUAAGAAAUGUAGAAUUGUUAAAAAAAAGGGGAAAAAACUGCCAGUACAACAUUGAUUUGCAUAACCGAGACAAUAGCUAUCAAAAGGCUGGACCAUGUGAUGUCAUUUUUCUGUCUAGGUUAAAAUAUUUACAAAACAAAAAGAAACGCUCCAGAAACUGUCAAAUCAUCUUCCUGAAAAUCUGAGAAGGCGUCUGUCGGAUACUGUUAUGCUGCUCCCAAUUUUUAAGGGGGAUCUGGUUAGGCAUCGAAAGACGUUUGGCCAGCUUGUUUAGGCGAUUUUUUUUUACAUGAAGCACCAGUAUGUAAAAGUAGACAAAAAAAAAAAUGGCCUAGCCAGUGCCAAAUGCAGUGGUGCCAUUUUUUGAGGGAAGUUGUAACUUGGGGUUCACACUUUAACUAUUUUGUUUGUGCUCUUUGGAGUUCACCCUUUAAUGGACAGUGUAAAUGGAAGGGAACACUUGGCACCACUGAUGCACGAAGUCAAAGACUGCAGGGAUGAAUGGCUUUUUCAAUAGCAUGGCCACUUUGCAACGUCGGAUACCGUAGUUCCGCAUUACGGAACAAUAUCUAACACAAGGUCUAAAAAUAAAAAAUAAAAAACACAUGCACUGCCUAGCUGGAAAAAAAAAAAGCGUCCUUCCCAUUUCUUGCCAUGUUUGGCAGUUUGCAGUUUUAUAUGUACAAGUAAAAAGAAAAGUUAUACACAAGCUGGUCUUGUCCAUGUUGUGCAUGUUGUUAACAUGAGUUUUAUUGCCCCUCCCCCUGCCCUCCAAUCUUUCUCUAUCUUUUUUUUUGGGGGGAAGGGGGGGGGGGGGGGGGGCAAUGGCACACUUGUGCAGGGCUGUGAGGUUUGUUACAGUGUUCUGCAUAUCUUUGGUAGGUCUAUUUAUUUCCGCAGGUAAGGCGGUACGGGCUAUAUCUUGUCAUAUUACUUGUAAGGUAAAAGGCAAGAAAACAAGUGUUUUGUACGCUGCCAAUUGUGUAUUAAAAAAAAAAAAAGUGUCGGAACCAGACAUGCAUGUAAACAAAACUAAAGUGUCGUAUCGACAGAUUGUUACCUAUGUUUGUAACUGGUGUGCCUGUUCGUGGCUGGUAAAAAAAAAAAAAAAAAACUGCAAUAUGGUAUCAUAACGAAUGCACAAAUGCCAAUUAAAAAAAAAAGGGUACUUGCUCUCAUCAAA
This is a messenger RNA of Ixodes scapularis (black-legged tick), 6295 nucleotides long. RefSeq names its product ankyrin-3. NCBI's taxonomy places the organism in Eukaryota, Metazoa, Arthropoda, Arachnida, Ixodida, Ixodidae. Gene Ontology annotation, molecular function: protein binding. Gene Ontology annotation, biological process: intracellular signal transduction. The coding region runs from base 1009 to 3012 and encodes 667 amino acids. The transcript is spliced from 5 exons. The record is from RefSeq and is a predicted model, not a curated record.